CAACUAUCUGCACCAUUUUAUCCCUAAUAACCUCAAUACAUAUCCCAGAUCCUCAACAAUGUCCGCCCAGACAGCCCUAACCCACUACAUAGAUGUCAAAGGCACAACCCUUGCCUACCGCCGCUUCGGCACACCCUCACCCUUCCCUCUACUCUGGAUAACCCACUUCCGCGGGACAAUGGAUCUCAUCGACACCCUCCUCCUCAACAGCAUCGCAUCUACGCGUUCCCUAAUUCUCCUCGACAACUCCGGCUGCGGCCACAGUUCCGGCACCAUCCAGCCCACCAUCGGCGGCGCCGCCGCCACAAUCGCUGAUUUCCUCUCCGCCAUCAACGUUAGCAAAGUAGACGUCCUAGGUUUCUCCAUGGGAGGCUUCACAGCUCAAGUCCUUACACUGGAGUAUCCGCAGCUAGUACGGAAACUUGUGCUCGCAGGCACGCAAUCAGCGUAUACAACUGGAUUCGUGGCGCCAGACCCCAAUGUCAUGAUUAAGGCGAGUCAGCCAGAUCCAACGCUAGAUACUAUGCUCGAUCUCUUCUUCUACCCCUCUGAAACGAGUCGUGCGCUGGGCGCAGCAUGGUGGCACCGGCUCCUCGAGCGCCAUGUCGACGGUGAGCAACGCACGACGUUUGUCGAUGAAGCUGGGGCACAAGUGCAGAAUGCAGCGAUCGCAGCAUUUGUGAGUGACGCGGCGUUUUUCCAGCGGAUGGAGGAGUUGGACAUGGAGGUGCUGGUUACGAAUGGGAAAACGGAUAUUAUGACGCCGACACCGAAUAGCUGGCUUAUGCAGCAGAAGAUGAAGAAGGCGGAGCUGUAUAUUUUUAAGGAUUCCGGACAUGGGCAUUUGUAUCAGUUUCCAGAGAAGUAUGCGAGGUUGUUGGAUUUGUUUUUGGAAUAGAUUGUGGUCAGGAGGGCACUGUGGUGAAUCGAUGAGCACUCGGGUUGUUACAAA
Bipolaris sorokiniana ND90Pr is the source of this 952-nucleotide messenger RNA. RefSeq lists its product as uncharacterized. The coding region runs from base 59 to 898 and encodes 279 amino acids. The transcript has a single exon. The record is from RefSeq and is a predicted model, not a curated record. Lineage: Eukaryota; Fungi; Ascomycota; Dothideomycetes; Pleosporales; Pleosporaceae.